Sardina pilchardus (European sardine) is the source of this 2243-nucleotide messenger RNA. RefSeq names its product arsenite methyltransferase (gene as3mt). The transcript is spliced from 11 exons. NCBI's taxonomy places the organism in Eukaryota, Metazoa, Chordata, Actinopteri, Clupeiformes, Clupeidae. Gene Ontology annotation, cellular component: cytosol. Bases 157 to 1287 code for a protein of 376 amino acids. Gene Ontology annotation, molecular function: arsenite methyltransferase activity. Gene Ontology annotation, biological process: toxin metabolic process; arsonoacetate metabolic process. The record is from RefSeq and is a predicted model, not a curated record.
UUGUCCCGUGCACUGACAGACAUAAAAGCAACAACUCUGUCUGCUAUGUAGACAGCUAUCUGUGCUUGGUAUAUCUUUGCUCGUGAUCACAUUGUCGAUAAUCGGGAAUUUUUAAAUUAUUUUUUUGGAAGCAAAGUGAGUUCAAGUUGAUUGAAGAUGUCAACGAAUCUGGGUGAUAACAGGAAUCCAAACACUUCCAUCCACAGUGAUGUAAAGGAAUACUACGGCGAAAGAUUGAAGAGCACCGCGGACCUGAAGUCCAAUGCCUGUGUGCCCUCUGCCAAGCCCAUCCCUGCCUAUAUAAGAAAAGCUUUAAAGGAGGUCCACCCCGACGUCACAGCCAAGUACUAUGGCUGCGGGCUGGUGGUGCCGGAGUGCCUGGAGGCGUGCCGCGUGCUGGACCUGGGCAGCGGGAGCGGCCGGGACGUCUACAUGCUGAGUCACCUGGUGGGAGAGAAGGGCCACAUCACCGGGAUCGACAUGACCGAGGGUCAGCUUGAGGUGGCUCGCAAGCACGUAGAUUACCACAUGCAGAAGUUUGGUUAUAAACAGCCCAACGUGGACUUUGUUCAAGGAUACAUUGAGGCUCUCCAGGAGGCGGGGCUGCAGAAAGGCUCCUAUGACAUCAUCAUAUCAAACUGUGUGGUUAAUCUCUCUCCAGACAAGACAAAGGUUUUGAGGGAGGCUUAUGACGUGCUUAAGGAUGGAGGGGAGCUGUACUUCAGCGAUGUGUACAGCAGCAGCAGACUCCCUGAGCACGUGAAGUCUCAUAAAGUCUUGUGGGGGGAGUGUAUCGGCGGAGCCCUGUGGUGGGAGGAUCUCAACCGAUUGGCCGAGGAGGUGGGCUUCAGCACGCCCCUAUUGGUUACCGCCAGUAUCAUCACCGUGGACAACCCCGAGCUUGAGAAGCUGCUGGAUGGAUAUAAAUUUAUCUCGGCCACAUACCGCCUCUUCAAGGUGCCAAAAUGUACAUCUACAGAGAAGUGCCUGGUGAUGUACGACGGGAACGUCACGGGCUCAGAGAAGGCUCUGGAGUUUGAUGCAAAACAUACUUUCAAGGUGGAAGAGGUGAUGGAGGUGGGUGCGGAGAUUGGCAACAUCCUGAAGUGCUCCAGGUUCGCCUCCGAGUUCACCUUCCAGCCUCCUGGAACUCCCAGCAGCCCCUGCUGCGCCAAGCCUCAGGCUGUGUCCUCAAAUCCUUUCGAACUGGUGGAGCAGCUGGGGAAGGCAACUCCCUCUCCGGCCACAGGGGGGUGCUGUAGUGCACAAGAGGCGUGCUGCAAGUGAGACUACGAGACGACGUUGCAAUUAAACAUGGGGAAAUAGGGCAGGGGCACAGCAAAAAUCAAUCUCAAAUCGAAUCAUUGGCGUUCUGUCAGAUGUUGGCAGUAAAAUAAUGUAUUGUGGUAAUUAAACCAAUUGUACUAAAAGUGUCAGGAAGUACAAGUUUGAGAAUGUCCACAUGUCCACCAAAGUCUACACCAAGACUUGAUGAUUAAGAAGUAUUGUCCUGCUGGAGUUUGACUGAUAAAACACUUGACCAAACAUCUUAUUCUUUGGUGCUAACUGUUUACUGCUAACAGUAUUCUGUGCAGAGCAAUGGAAUUGCAUAGUCUGUGUUUGACAUUAGGCUGUUUGACAUCAUGGUUAUGGAAAGGCUAAGCAUAGGAAAUAGACAUUCCCAGAUUAGGUUUGGGAAGAUAUGACUGGAAUACUUAAAAAAUGAUUGAAAAGAAAAAACAAUUGAUUUGAUGCUGAAAUAUGACAAAAGAAACUUAAUUGAACUUAAUUAAGAAAAAAUAAUUGUCAUUGUGAACUGAGAUUUAAUUCUAUGUUAUAGUAACAUUGAGAUAUCUGCACUGAAUUUGCUAUCUUUGGAACUGAACUGUGUGGGAUGCAGUUAUGGUACCUCAAUGUUACAUGUUACCAUAAUGGUAUCAUAAUCGGUGGCUGUCAAAUUACAUGCCCAACAGUCUAUUAAAUCAGUUGUUCUUUUUCUAUGUGCUGAUUUGAAAUGCUGUGCCAGCUUGUAGCAUUGUUGUAUUAGUAUAAGAGGUAACUGCACUUGCCAAUAUGUGCCUCAAUUGUCUGAUUGUUUUGCUAAUAAAUAUGGAAAUCCACAAGCUUAAUUUCUGCUUGUUAAUUGUGUUUACACGCGGUCAACCCUCAACCGAACUAAGCGCUUGCAGAUGGAGCCCAGGUGUUUUAUAGAAGUGCAUGGCUGUGUGUCAUGUGGUUAAAUG